AUGACCAAGGACUUGGAAAAAGCUAAUUUGCACACAACAGUGUCUCCACGAGUGACUCUGGACUCCGACGCCGCCAAGCUGGCCCAUCUCGGCUACAAGCAGGAGUUCAACAGAAGCUACUCUUUCUUGGCGACGUUCUCGUUCGCCUUGUCGAUUUCUGGUCUCAUGGGAACCGUCGCCAUCACGUAUCUGUAUCCGCUGUGGGCCGGCGGCCCGGCCGCUGCGUCCUGGUCGUGGUUCAUUGGCAUGUUUGGCUGUCUGGCUAUCGCUUACUCGGUCUCCCAUAUCACCUCAUGUUUCCCAACCUGUGGUGGAAUGUACUAUGUGGUCACCCACGUCGUGCCGAAGAAAUACGUGCCUCUUGUCUGCUGGAUCGACGGGUGGCUGUACUUCAUCGGGGCCAUGGCUGGAGCGUGCUCGACCGAUUUCGGAGCUGCCACGCUGCUGUUGCAGACCGUUUCCAUGGCUUCCGACUACAAGUACGUGCCGACGGCAGGCCACAUAACCGGCGCGUCGAUCGCCGUGAUCAUCACCCACGGUCUCAUCAACUCGCUGCCAUCCUCCGUCCUCGCCAGAAUCACCAAAUACUACUGUUUCGUCAAUAUUGGCUCCGUCAUCGCCCUCAUCAUCACCAUGCUGGUCAAGUGCCCAAAAAUUAAUUCCAAAGAGUACGUCUUCACCAAGGUGAUCAACAACACGGGCUGGUCGCACGACGGUUGGGCGUUCCUCUUCGGCUUCCUGAACGUGUCGUGGGUGAUGACGUGCUACGACGCCACCUCCAGAAUGUCUGAAGAGAUCAGCAACGCCGCGUACACCACGCCGCUCGCCAUUGCGUCUGCACUGACCGUGACCGCGUUCCUUGGCUGGGUCCUCAACAUUGUCUACACGCUGUGCAUGGGCGACGACCUCGACGCGAUCCUCAACACGUCGUCCGGCCAGCCAAUCGUCCAGGUGUUCGACUAUGCCAUGGGCAGACAAGCUGCCACCGCGUACCUGGCUCUGUGCUUCGUUGUGCUCUGGUUCUGCGGCGCUGUCGCCGUCUGCUCCAUCAGCAGAUCGUUCUGGUCGUUCUCCAGAGACCGCGGCGUUCCGUUCGCGUCGUUCUGGUACAACGUCGACAAGACCACCGGUGUGCCGCUCAGAUGUCUGUGGAUGAUCACUCUCAUCAACUCGCUGCUGACCCUGAUCAACCUCGGAUCCUCGAUCGCCAUGAACGCCAUUUUCUCCGUCUGCGCCAUCGCCACCGACUGGUCGUACGUGCUGGUGAUUUUUUUCUUCAUGGUCAACUCGGAAAAGAUGGGGGUGUCGCCUGGACCAUUCAACCUGGGCAAGUUCGCCAAGCCAAUCAUGUUCUACGCCUGUGUGUGGACCGUGUUUGUCUCUGUCGUCUUCGUCUUCCCUAACUACAUGCCGGUCACCAAGGAAAACAUGAACUACACCGUUCUGAUGAUGGGAGCCGUGUUGCUCUUCUCACUGGUCUGGUACGCCCUGGACGCCAAAAGAUGGUACAAGGGACCAGUCGCCAACGUCGACGAGGAGUACGAGGGCAUUCUUGAGACUGUGGGCGACAACGGUUCCAGCGAGGAGUUCAUCCAGGAAAGCGAGCCGAAAGAUAGACAGGAGGCAUCCUAG
Messenger RNA from Ogataea parapolymorpha DL-1, 1632 nucleotides. Its product is annotated as putative amino-acid permease. The transcript has a single exon. Gene Ontology annotation, biological process: transmembrane transport. NCBI's taxonomy places the organism in Eukaryota, Fungi, Ascomycota, Pichiomycetes, Pichiales, Pichiaceae. Bases 1 to 1632 code for a protein of 543 amino acids. Gene Ontology annotation, molecular function: transmembrane transporter activity. Gene Ontology annotation, cellular component: membrane. The record is from RefSeq and is a predicted model, not a curated record.